AUGGUAUAUGGGAGAAAAGUAAUGAUGCCUGUAGAGUUUGAACAUAAAACUUUGAGAACAGUUAUUUCCUUAGAUAUGACUCUUUCUGUAGCACAAGAGGAAAGGCUCCUGCAACUUAAUGCUUUAGAUGAGAUAAGGAAGUCCGCCCUACAGCAUAUUGAAUAUCUUCAAAACCACUGCCUGAAAUGGCAUGAUCACUAUAUUAAGUACAAAUCAUUCCAUCUAGGAGAUUGGGCUCUACUCUAUGAUUCCAGGUAUAAAGAUAAUUUGGGAAAAUUACAGACAUGGUGGUUAGGACCUUAUGAAAUAAUUGAAACAUUUUCUAUUGGUGUUGUUAGAUUAUCUAUCAUAGAUCCUGUUAAGUUUAAAUUGUUAUUCAAUGAUCAUCAGUUGCACCUAUACCAUAAACCUUUGAGCAAAGAUGACUUCUUGCGACAGUUUUCCACUACCAAGCAUGCCAAAAUUUCUACAGCCACUGAUGACAACAUUCUCGUCACCACUCCAUCUUAA
Molecule: messenger RNA, 510 nt
Organism: Cryptomeria japonica (Japanese cedar)
Lineage: Eukaryota; Viridiplantae; Streptophyta; Pinopsida; Cupressales; Cupressaceae
Exons: 1
Coding region: 1-510 (169 amino acids)
Source: RefSeq, a predicted model, not a curated record